Molecule: messenger RNA, 1088 nt
Organism: Cajanus cajan (pigeon pea)
Lineage: Eukaryota; Viridiplantae; Streptophyta; Magnoliopsida; Fabales; Fabaceae
Product: Got1/Sft2-like vescicle transport protein family
Biological process (GO): retrograde transport, endosome to Golgi; endoplasmic reticulum to Golgi vesicle-mediated transport
Source: RefSeq, a predicted model, not a curated record
UAAAAAGUGCAAGGCCCACUGACUCUCUCUCUCUCUCAACCUCGGAUUUUAGAAGGCAGCAUCAAAGGUCUUGUCCUUGUUCUGCAUCAACUCAUAUUGUUAGAGGUUCCUUCAUCUGGUGCUGUUUUACUAAUCAAUUAUGGCCUAUGAGAUAAGUGAGAUAAAGAAGAUUGGUAUAGGCCUAAUUGGCUUCGGCAUAUUUUUCACAUUUCUUGGCAUAGUUCUUUUCUUUGACCGUGGUUUGCUUGCUCUGGGAAAUAUAUUUUCCUUGGCAGGGGUAGCCAUUUUGCUUGGUUGGCGUUCCACGUGGGCACUUUUCACUAAUAGAGCAAACUAUAAGGGUUCUGCAUCAUUUGUUCUAGGUCUCUUUUUCAUUUUUGUGAGGUGGCCUAUAGUUGGAAUAAUACUCGAAAUAUAUGGUUGUAUUUUUCUCUUCAGUGAUUUUUGGUCAUCUAUCAAAAUGUUCCUCUACCAUAUCCCUGUUGUUGGAUGGAUUAUACGGUUUAUCUCUCCUCCUUGAUUGUCACAGAAGGGGAUUUGACUGAUUGCCGCUUGGUAUAUGGCUAAUCAUUGGGGUUCAAUUACCUUGGUGAUUUUUCCAAUACUUGUUAUUAAUGUAAUGUUAAGCUAGCUUUUCCAAGAGUUUGCAUCAGGUAAAUUAGUUUCCUAUAGUGAGAAGUAUCGCAGCAUGAUUUAUGACAAAAUGUUGGUACUUAGUAGCCAUAUUUUGUUGCUUCAAGGCUCAUAACAUAACGUCUUUGUAUUUUGUUUUAAUGUAAACAAGAAUACGAGCUGGUUAUGCUGUUGAGUUUUUCUACUAGCAUGAAGGCUUGUUACUGCUUUCGGACUGAACAUACGAAGAUGGCUUUUGUUAGGCCAACGUGCAGGAUUAACCGUUAUGCCCCCUUUCGUGACCUCGCCGAAGGAUGUUAAAAUUCUUUCUGUAUAUUUUUAGUUUAUGAAAGAUUCACGGGUUAUUCGUGUUGGUCGUGGAAUUAAACGUUAUUUUGUCAAAAAAAGGUAGUGUGUAAAUAACGUGGGUUUUUAUGUCUCAAGUUUUCAUGAAUGGAGCCUUUCUAUUUUAGUUA